UCUUUCAGAAAGGAUAAGUGGGUCUGCUCUUAUCUAGGGUUUGUUCCCAUUUUCUUCAUCCCCUAAUUCUGAUUAUAAUCUCAAAAUCUCAUUUUACUACACUCUUUUGUGUUUGAUUUCAAUCCAAACCCACAACCCAGAUCACCCCUGUUCUUAAUUUCCCCAAAUUUGAUCUCUUAAUCUGUUUAAUUUCGUUUUGUUUCAGAAAAGUUUUUGUUCGGAUUCUUCAUAUAUGGCGUUGAUUGAUAACAGGAGUGUUGUUGAAUCAGAAGAUGAAGAAGAAGACGGUGGCAACACCGCUAAAAUUUUGUCAGCAUCUGAUCCGUUACUUGGUGAUCCGGCGGUGUAUACUAUUACGGCGGUGCCUCACCGUCAUGACUCGCAGCCUCCGAUUGAAGUUAAUCUGAUGAAGGAAGAACCACCGGAGAACGAUUUGGAUGGUUCAUUACCUGUAGCUAUCGUCCCAAUGCCAACAUCUAAUAAACAGAUAACGGUGGCGACGCCGCGGAGGGCGAAUAAGGAUCGUCACACGAAGGUGGAAGGCCGUGGCCGGAGAAUCCGCAUGCCGGCGGCGUGUGCUGCUAGAAUAUUCCAGUUGACACGAGAACUAGGGCACAAGUCUGACGGCGAGACGAUUCGGUGGUUGUUGGAGCACGCCGAGCCGGCUAUCAUUGAAGCCACCGGCACCGGGACGGUGCCGGCGAUCGCUGUUAACGUUAACGGGACGUUGAAAAUUCCGACUACACCAAGCAAUGCAGCAAGCGACGGAGAAGGUGGUGGGAAAAGACGAAAAAGGGCUUGUAACAGCGAGUUUUACGACGUGAAUGAUUCAGCUUCUUCCAAUUUUGCCCCUGUGGCCCCAAUAGCCCCACAAAGUCUCGUCCCCGUUUGGACCAUGGGCGCAGCACCACCCACCGGCGGUAUCCAUGGCGGAGCUUUUUUUAUGUUUCCACAGAGUGGUGCCACGGCCAUCGGACCUUCCUCCGCCAACCAAACCCAGUUCUGGGCCAUCCCCGCCGGCGCAACACCCGUUUUCAAUGUCGCUGCAAGGCCCAUUUCCAGUUAUGUCUCCGCCAUUCAACCCGGUGAGCAUUCCGGCGGCGGCGAAAUUCAAACACCGUCACGAUCGGUAUCAUACAACAGCAGAAAUGAAAAUAAAUCAGGGAAAGUUUCAACAACCAUGGCACCAAGUUCAAGUUCAGUGUCAACGACGACGACAACAGCUCAGAUGCUUAGGGAUUUCUCAUUAGAGAUUUACGAUAAAAGGGAGCUUCAAUUCAUGGCUGGUUCUUCUUCAACAGAUGAAAAGCCAUCUUCAAAACCUUCAUCGUAAUUCUCCUAACUUUUUUUUUUUUUUUUUUUGAAAAUUUAACUCUUAUUAGAAAAUUAGAAUCACAAGAUAUUAAUAUAAAUACUUGUUGGUUGAUGUAACUUUUGUCUGAUAAUGAAUUCAUAGGAGGAGGUUUAUGGGUUUAUAAAAUCUAGAAGAAAAAGUUUACUUUUUCUUUCUCUUUAAAGCAUUUAGCUUUUAGAAAGCGUUCUAAAUUAUAAAAAAAUUGAAAUUUUUAAAAAAAGGAGAAAAAUUAAUUUGGUGAUCACGUGAGUGAUGGGAGAUGGCACGUGCGGUAGUGGGGUCCACCAUGUAGCCAUGUGACGGCCUUUUCCCUAGGUGUGGGAGCCAUUUUUCUAGCUUUUGAGGCGGCUGCUGUCCACAUAAAGCUAAUUUUCCGGGGUAAUGUGGGGACCACAAAGGGGUGAGUGUUUCCGGUUGUGACACGUGGAAGGAUGCUAGCUGUAAAAGGAUGGGAGGUUGUGUUGUGUUGUGUUUGUGGGGUCAAAACAGACGUCUCGGUGCUUUGAUAUUUAAGCAUCGCACCGUGUUUCUCUAUCACUAUCUUUUGUUUGAGAAUAUGUUAAAGAAUGAAUAACUAAAAGGUUAAAUUUUAGAAUAGUUUUUAUAUAUUUAUAGUUUUUAUUGAAAAGUUAUUUUAAAGUUCUUGAAAAUUAAUGAUAGUUUGAAGUAUAUCGUA
Molecule: messenger RNA, 2030 nt
Organism: Lactuca sativa (garden lettuce)
Lineage: Eukaryota; Viridiplantae; Streptophyta; Magnoliopsida; Asterales; Asteraceae
Source: RefSeq, a predicted model, not a curated record